AUGGGACGGCCGCCGCCCUUCCCGAGCAGGAGCAUUUGGGACACUGGGCAUUUGGAAGCCCACUCCCUGCCCUUUCGGUCCGCAUCGCACCAGGAAUACCAACUCCCUAGCCGCCCUGCCUACACAGGGAGAAGAAAACGGGCUGGCGUGCAGAAACGCGGAGAUACAGUCCUUAGGCCCCGCAGAGCACAACAACGCACCAACCGGCCGGGGAAUCACGACUCCAGCAGCCACAACACGAACCUGCGCAGAAGCAGGGUCGCUGGUAGCCGCCUGCGCGCAGGCGCGGGCCGCCCUAUCCCGGCGGUUAGUGUGCGUCACGUGACGGGCUCGUUGUUCCGCCGUCACGUGACGGGCCUCGGCGGCCUCGGCGGCCUCGGCUGCGCUCUCCGCGGCGUGCGCCCCCUUCCGCCUAACGCGCCCUCGGCGGCGGCCGCGCAGCCCUGGCUCCUCGCGGGCUCGGGCGGCGGCUGCGACGGGGCUAUGGCGAGCGGCGGUGGCGGUAGUAACAACGGCGCAGGUGGGGGCCCGGGACUGGGCCUGAGCCUCGGCCUGGGCCUGGGUCUGAGCCUAGGCAUGGGGGAGGCCACCGGCGAGGCGGAGGAGGAGGCGGCCACGGCCGAGGCGGUGGGUCGCCUGGCCACGACGCUGUGGCUGCGGCUUCGCGGCUGGGAGGCGGUGCUGGCGGCAGCGCAGCGGCUGCUGGUGUGGGAGAAACCGCUGCACAGCCUGGUCACGGCGGCCGCGCUCAACGGCCUCUUCUGGUUGCUGUCUUCGUCGUCCCUCCGGCCCUUCUUCCUACUCAGCGUCUCACUUCUGGCCUAUUUUCUGCUGGAUCUCUGGCAGCCUCGCUUCUUCCCUGACAUCUCAGAAAGUGCUCUGGGAAUGCAGAGGAGGGGCAACCAUUCCGGCCCCGGGGAGUGUCUCCCAGAGCCCCACCACUCAACUUGUUCCCCUGCUCUCUUUAUAGCACCAUCUCCAGAGGAGACGCACUCUGACAGUGAGGGUGCGGGGUCAGGCGCCCGGCCGCACCUGCUGAGUGUGCCCGAGUUGUGCAGAUACCUGGCUGAGAGCUGGCUCACCUUCCAGAUUCACCUGCAAGAGCUGCUGCAGUACAAGAGGCAGAAUCCAGCUCAGUUCUGUGCUCGAGUUUGUUCUGGCUGUGCUGUGCUGGCCGUGCUGGGACACUAUGUUCCGGGGAUUAUGAUUUCCUACAUCGUCUUGCUCAGUAUCCUGUUGUGGCCCCUGGUGGUUUAUCAUGAGCUGAUCCAGAGGAUGUAUACUCGCCUGGAACCCCUGCUCAUGCAGUUGGACUACAGCAUGAAGGCAGAAGCUGACGCCUUGCAUCACAAACACGACAAGAAGAAGCGGCAGGGGAAGAACGCACCCCCCGGAGGUGAUGAGCCACUGGCGGAGACAGAGAGUGAAAGCGAGGCAGAACUGGCCGGCUUCUCCCCGGUGGUGGAUGUGAAGAAAACAGCAUUGGCUUUGGCCAUUACAGACUCAGAGCUGUCAGACGAGGAGGCUUCUAUCUUGGAGAGUGGUGGCUUCUCUGUAUCCCGGGCCACAACUCCACAGCUAACUGAUGUCUCGGAGGAUUUGGACCAGCAGAGCCUGCCAAGCGAGCCAGAGGAGGCCCUGAGCCGAGAGCUGGGGGAGGGAGAGGAGACAGAGCCGGCCCCUCCUGAAGACCUGCUGGGGCCCUCUCAGGCCCUCUCAAGGCAAGACCUGGACUCGGAGGAGGAGGAGGAAGAUGUGGUAGCCAAGGAAACCUUGCUUCGGCUCUCGUCCCCCCUUCACUUUGUGAACACGCACUUCAAUGGGGCGGGCUCUCCCGCAGAUGGAGCGAAGCUGUCCCCUGGAGGACCAGUGGAGACACUGAGCCUGGAGGCAGGGAGUGGUGACCUCACCACUCCACCGAUCACCCUGUCACCCCUACUUUGCCUUGCUGAAAGUGACCCAGUCCCCUCCCUCUCCGUGCUCCCACCUCUUCCCCAGGACUUGCCCCGGCCCCUGCUUGCUCCCGAGGAAGAAGAGGCACUCACCACGGAGGACUUCGAAUUGCUGGAUCAGGGGGAGCUGGAACAGCUGAAUGCUGAGCUGGAGUUGGGGCCAGAGACAUCCUCAGAGCCCUCCGAUGCUCCGCCCCCUCCCUCCCUAGAGCCCGACACCCUGUCUCUGGUACAGUCAGGCCAAGAGGCUCAGGCUGUGGCAGAGCCAUGAGCCAUGGGGGAAGGGGUUGCAGGCACAGUAGGGUUUCCUGGCUAGGGGCGCCUCUCGUUCUUCCCUGCUCUAGGGAGAGCUCAUGCGUGGGGAAGCUGGCUGUCAGACAGUAGCGAGCUCACCCCCUGCCUGCCUGCCUGCCUGCCGUCCCAGGCCUGGUACAGUGCCCAUGCCUGGGAUUGGUUUUAAGUUUGUAAAUAAUUUUACACUUGGGUUAGUGGAUGUGAACAGGGCCAGGGAAGUCCUUCCCACAGCCUGCACUCGCCUCCCUGCCUCAUCUCCCUUCUCGUUCCACUAUGCCUCAAGCCCUGGUGGUGUGUCCCUUUCUCUUUCCUCCUAUCCUCAGGGACCUGUGCUGCUUUGUCCUCGUGUCCCACUGGUGGCUUGGUUUGGGCACUUUAUCAUUCUUCUCUCCUGUCCCAUGUUUCCUUCUGCUUUGUUUCCUGGCUGUGUCCUGGCCUUAGCAGCUCAAUCCCCACUCUUGGCCAGCAGGCCGUGGCUAAGCUUUCAGGAGGCUCCUGUCUGCGUGGUACAGACUAAACCUUGGGUGGUGGGUCAGGCCAGUGGUGAUGUGCUUAGGCCACUGAAGGCCACGUGAGCUCCACGGCACCAUUGCCCUCGUUCCUCCCAGGCUUUCCUGCUAAGGGAGGAGAGCAGGAGUCCCACAGCAUGUGCUCCAGCACCGUGUCAGUGAGCAGGAGCUGUGUCCUGUUGGGAUGAAGGGCUUUCUUACUAUCCUAGGAAGGAAUAAAGAGACUGCUCUCUGGGGGCUUGGAUGGUCCCAGUGUGGUGGGACCCCCUGGUAGGGUCAGGAGGUGGACAGUAACAUCUGUGCAGGUGUUGACUGGAAAAAUAAAGUGUUGAUUGCCUAGAACUGCUGCCUUUCUGCCUGCCUCACUGCAAGAUGCCUCCCACACUGCUCUGUCCCUCCUCACCCUCCUGUUCCCCAUUCUCUCUCGCUCCUGGCUCUUUAUUUACCUGGGUGCGAAACAAGGCCAAAAGCAAGCGUUACCCUAACAGCCCUAACUUGCCCUUAGUCAUCUUCCCUGACAGUGUGAUUUGUUUAGUGAGAUUUAGCAUGUGUGAAUAAAGUAUAUGCAGGAGGAAAUUG
Mirounga angustirostris (Northern elephant seal) is the source of this 3334-nucleotide messenger RNA. RefSeq names its product reticulophagy regulator family member 2 (gene RETREG2). NCBI's taxonomy places the organism in Eukaryota, Metazoa, Chordata, Mammalia, Carnivora, Phocidae. The transcript has 9 exons. Bases 1 to 2223 code for a protein of 740 amino acids. Gene Ontology annotation, cellular component: membrane. The record is from RefSeq and is a predicted model, not a curated record.